Tachyglossus aculeatus (Australian echidna) is the source of this 1571-nucleotide messenger RNA. It is a transcript of the gene ATF5, whose product is annotated as activating transcription factor 5. NCBI's taxonomy places the organism in Eukaryota, Metazoa, Chordata, Mammalia, Monotremata, Tachyglossidae. The record is from RefSeq and is a predicted model, not a curated record. Gene Ontology annotation, molecular function: RNA polymerase II transcription regulatory region sequence-specific DNA binding; DNA-binding transcription activator activity, RNA polymerase II-specific. Gene Ontology annotation, biological process: regulation of transcription by RNA polymerase II. The coding region runs from base 310 to 1131 and encodes 273 amino acids. Gene Ontology annotation, cellular component: nucleus. The transcript has 3 exons.
GUCUUAGACGCCACCUCAAUCUCCUCAGCCUCCGCCAUGGCUUUCUAGUUCGGUGCCACAUCUUUGUGCCGCCGCUUGCGCUUCCCCCGCCUCCUCCUCUUCUUCCUCCUCCUCCUCCUAUUCUCCUCAGCCGAGGCCUCCUCCUCCUCUCCCCCGCCGCCAUGGAGUCCUUCAGUUCCGCCAGCGUGCCGCCUGUCACCCAGCCCACCAGAAGCCGCCGGGCCCGCCGCCCCUCAGCCACAAGCCCCGCGUCCUCCUCCUCCUCCUCCUCCGGCCGCCGCCGCCCCUGCCCAGACCCCCCGCAGCGGCAUGUCGCUCCUGGCGGCCCUGGGGCUGGAGCUGGAGCGCGUCCUGCUCCCAGCUAACGGCCUGGCCUGGCGGGCCGACCUGGCCAAGCUGCCGCCCCAGCUCCCCGGGGGCCACUAUGAGCUGCCGGGUGGGGGUCUGGAGGGGUCCGAGGGCCUGACAGGCGACUGUUACUCUGACUGGCUGACGGAGCGGGUGGACUUCGCCGCCUUCCUCCCCGAGCCAGCGGUCCCCUCCCCAUCCCCACCCGACCUGGAGGCCAUGGCCAGCCUCCUGAAGAAGGAGCUGGAGCAGAUGGAGGACUACUUCCUAGACGAGACGCUGCCCCCGGACCAGGUGGCCCCCACCACCCCGCCCUCCCACGACCCGCCGGCCCCCGGCCCCUUCCCCUUCCCCGACGUCCCCCUCGCCCUGGCCUUCCCCCACUUGGAGCCGCCUCCCGGCCCCGCGCUCGAGACCCUCGACUCGGGGUGCCUGGAGCUGCUGACGCUGUGGGGGGCGGCCGGGGCCGAGGGCCCGCCCGGCCCCCCGCCCCCGGCCCCCCGCCGGCCCCGCCCCGCCCCCUACGCCCCGGGGCCCCCGCCGGCCCCACCCAAGGGCGACCGCAAGCAGAAGAAGCGGGAUCAGAACAAGACGGCGGCCCUCAGGUACCGGCAGCGCAAGCGGGCCGAGUUCGAGGCGCUGGACGACGAGUGCCAGGGCCUGGAGGCCCGCAACCGGGAGCUCAGGGAGAAGGCGGAUUCCAUCGAGCGGGAGAUCCAGUACGUCAAGGACCUGCUCAUCGAGGUGUACAAAGCUCGCAGCCAGCGCCUCCGCAGCCCCUGAGGCGGGGGGGCGGCUAGUUCAGAGGGCGGGCUGAGCUUGGGGACCCCCGGAAACCCCAGCCAACCCGGUCUGGCAGGAGCUGGGGGGCGAGGAGGAGAGAUGGGGGUGACCGCCACCCCCUUCCCCUCUUGUCCCUCAGCUCCAGGGGGAAGAGAGGAGGAGUGGGAGCGAUGCCGAUAAGAAACAGGUGUCGACUUAGAGGGAAGGGCAGCAGGACAGCUCCCCAGGGGGCUUUGAUGAGGGCGGCGAUACGGAACCAACUUAGGCUGGCCCGAGGGGAGGGGGAUUUGUUUCAGCUCCUAAAAUCGGGGGGUGGUGGAGUAGGGGGUGGGAGGUGAUGGGACCCAAUAGCCCAUAGUGCCCAGAUAACCAUAACCCAGGGGAGGGGGAUUGUGGAUGUGUGGUGAGGGGAGUGGUGUAAUAAAAGAAAAAAAAAAACA